Molecule: messenger RNA, 1962 nt
Organism: Medioppia subpectinata
Lineage: Eukaryota; Metazoa; Arthropoda; Arachnida; Sarcoptiformes; Oppiidae
Source: the annotation of a GenBank genome assembly
AUGGGAGCGAGUGUGGGGGCGGGUGUGAUGUCUGAUGGGCCGGUAGUACGGGCUGUAGUCGGCGCUCGCGUUCGGUCUGAUUGUACUUCUCGGUGGCCGCGACCUCAAUGUGUCGGGAAGUGUUCGAUUCCGCAGUGCGCGGCGUCUGAGUUGGUCCGACUGGUGCCUCAGCCCUGCCAUCUCCUUCUUGAUGGCCCGGAGUUUAUUGCAAUAGUAGUUGGCUUUGGCCAACAGCUGAUCCAUAUCGAGGUCUUUGUCCACCGUCUGGUACUUCUCGUUCUCGGCCUCCAACGCGUCGAUCAGCGACUUCUGGUACCGAUUCAGCUCAUCCAUCGACAUGUCUUCGCGACGAUUGUCUUCCGCUCAACGCAUGCACUGACACAACUGUCACAACCAAUCGAUACGCCAAUUGUCACCACAAAAAUAAUGGCCUCCAAGAGGGGACCCAAAGUGAAACUGAUGGCAAUGCCGUCGCAAAACUUCAUCGCUUUAGGCACGACAUCAUCAGCGACUGCGGCCACACAACCGACGGCACUCCAGUCGCUGAAGACGGGCGCAAAACGCGAGACACCGGCCGACUCGGCGGCGCCGUUAGGGGCGGCCGCUGUUGCCGGCGGCGCGUCGGCGCCCAAGAAGUCGAAACUGCAACUCUCGCAUCACAUGACACGCUCGACGGGCAGCGCUAUGCCGGCCGUACGGCGCGAGUCGGGCGACCAAUGGGAAGAGUUGGCUCAAGAAGUGGAUCCGACGGGUCUGUUGGCGCGCGUACUCGAGGCCGAAGACGUGAGCGAUGAACGCGUGGAGGCGUUACUGUGCGGAGCGGUUAAGCAGUUGCGCGGCGGCCAGCGGUCGAAGCCGGACGCGGCUCUGUAUAUGACUCUCGUCUAUUUGGCCAAAACGCGUCCGCUUUUGUUUUGCACCGAAGUCUGUGUCGAGGCGUUCAGUUCGCUGCUGAGACGGGAGCCGACAGCGCUCGUCGGCUUUAAGCCCAAACCAGUGGCCGUCGGCAACAGUACGGUCCCGGUGUUGGCCGCGAACAUACUGCUGGCCGUAUAUCACGACGAGAACAACUGGCCCGACACCUUCCUCAAGGUGUUUGUGGAGGACUCGUUGGCCGAACGCGUUUGGGUCGACCACGAAGACUGCAAGGGCUUUGUGGACAACAUACUGGCCUCGUUUGGCACCCGAUUGCCGCCCAAGUCUAUGAUGCAACAGGACGUGCUCGCCGUCGCCACCACCGCCUCCGGCAGCGCAGCCAAAAUGCCCGACCCGUCCAGCGUUACCAGCAGUCCGUCUCAGUCGACCGGCAACGCCGACGACGCCUCGAUGGACGAGACGCUGCCGGCGAGUGCCGUAUCGGCCGAACUCCGGGAACACUUGGAUAAUAUCGCUGUAAUGUCACGAUUCGCGCACAACGAGUCGUUUGUUGUCCAAUACGUGACGGAUGUGAUCAAUGAGGGACUCACACGACGCGCGGCGCCCAGCGAUGUGUCCAGAAAUAUGCUUAAGCUGUUGAUAUCGACCGCCGGUUUACCAACGGUUCGGCUCAUUAUCGCACAGAAGCUUGAGAUGUGGAUUCAAAACCCAAAGCUGUUGAUAUCGACCGCCGGUUUACCAACGGUUCGGCUCAUUAUCGCACAGAAGCUUGAGAUGUGGAUUCAAAACCCAAAGCUGACACGUCCGGCACAGGAUCUGCUGCUCUCGCUUUGCCUAAACUGCAACGAAACGGACAGCGAAGUGAUCGCACUUCUUGUAAAGAUGCGGCUGAAGACCAAACCCCUCAUCAAUCACUUCAUAACGUGCGUCAAAGAGAUGCUCACACAAAACGAGGACACAUUUCGACUGGUCUUACGAACCGUACUCUACAACGAGGUGUCGCCGACCCGUUCCCUAAACAACAUACAACUCAUAUCCAUAAUGUUUCAACACUCGCCCGAUAGGGCCACCCGUGUGUUGGCCGAA